AUGGCUCGCGAACGGGCCUGCGAUGCGUGCGCAGCUCGAAAAGUGAAGUGUGAUCGCGGGCUGCCGUGCAGACGCUGCCAAAGCCUGUCGAUCCAAUGUGUGGCCGAGAGAAAGCGGCUGAAGGCCGGGCCCAAGGGGCCAUGGGCUCAGAGGAAACGAGAGGCGCUGUUGAAUAAACGAAUGGCGAUGGAGAAGGCGAUGAUCAACAGAAAGUCUCCAAUUCCGAUAUCUGAUGGCAACGCGACUUAUCAACAACCGUCGACUCAGCCUCAUAUUUACCCUAGCUUGAACCGCAUUCCAUUCGCGGUAUUUGACCAUUAUCUCGGCCUUUAUCAGCAAGCUCUAUAUCCCGUUUGGCCAGUCGUGAAUAUAGAGAAGUUGCUGUAUCGACUACAAGACUCUACUGAUAUCGAAGCAUAUGCCCUUGCCGCAGCAGUCAGUGCAGUCACAAUUGCACAGCUCAAACUUUCGUCUGAUGAGACCUUUGGUCGCUUUGAGGGUGACGAUGGCGCGUUCAUGGCUGCUGAAGCUUUCAGAGCGAGGAACGAAAUGGAUCAUCUAGAGCAUCCAUCUCUAAGUGUCUUGCUGUCAUCGUUCUUUUUGCAUGUGUCGAGUGCAAACCGCGGCUAUAUCCGAAAAGGGGCGAUGCUGUUACGUGAAGCCGUCACAUUUGCGCAGAUGCUGGGCCUGGAUAAAGCGAUGCAUUAUUCUGGACUGCCUAAACUUGAAGCUCAACUUCAUCUUCGGGUUAUAUGGUUACUAUUUGUGACGGAGAGAGGACAUACUACCCGGUUCGAUUUCCCUAGGAUAUUACAACUUGACCCCGAGUUACCUGAGCUAGAAGUAGAUGAAAACCCUCCAAUCUUAUUCGCCUUCAUUAGCCUAAGCAAACUUUUCCAGAGCUUUGCUCGUGCGAUGGAUGGCGACGGGACUUGCCAGACGCAGGAAUAUUUCGCAUCUAUGCAUGACCGCUUGCGAGAGGUCAGCCAGGCUUCUCACAAUUCCACCGACUUACAGAGGGCAGACUUCCUCCUGACACAGCAGUGGAUGAGAGUCGUUUUAUGGAAAACGUCCAUGUACUACAUCAACCUUUCAUCCGACGCGACAGAUGAAGGCCUUAGUAUUUGCUUUCCGAAUCGGGUCGCACGAAAUGUAGCCCGAAAUAUAGACCUGUUCCCCCGGUCUGUCAUCGAGGCACAUGGUCUUGGAAUGGAAAUGAAGCUGUUCGAGGUGGCAAUGUCUCUAGCCGAUAUUUUACUGUGUCUGCCAUCGAACUUUGAGGGCAAGCAGUUGAUGAAUGUUGGCCCGAAAGAUGUUCUAAACCGCCUUGCUCAGUUCCUCACUCAUUUUCGCGGUGGCGGCGACAACAACAUUAAGCUCCAAAUCUUGCAUGAUAAGAUG
Molecule: messenger RNA, 1401 nt
Organism: Trichoderma atroviride IMI 206040
Lineage: Eukaryota; Fungi; Ascomycota; Sordariomycetes; Hypocreales; Hypocreaceae
Biological process (GO): DNA-templated transcription; regulation of DNA-templated transcription
Molecular function (GO): zinc ion binding; DNA-binding transcription factor activity, RNA polymerase II-specific; DNA binding
Source: RefSeq, a predicted model, not a curated record